Brassica napus (rape) is the source of this 1017-nucleotide messenger RNA. RefSeq lists its product as uncharacterized. The coding region runs from base 80 to 736 and encodes 218 amino acids. The record is from RefSeq and is a predicted model, not a curated record. The transcript has 3 exons. NCBI's taxonomy places the organism in Eukaryota, Viridiplantae, Streptophyta, Magnoliopsida, Brassicales, Brassicaceae.
GCUCAACUUAAAAAGACCAGAAAAAAAAAAAAAAAAACAAAUUGGGAUCGAAAGGGGAAAUUAGGGUUUGACAAUCGACAUGGAUACAAAAUCAAGCGAGGAAUCGUCGAUCGAGACGGAGCCAAUGGAAACUUCCACCGGCGUUGACACGUCCUUGCUAGGGAAGCGCAAGUUGGAGGAAACAGACGAUCAGGAGGAUUCCGGCGAAGAGGAAGUCGACGGAGAUGAGGAGGAGGAGGAAGGUAGUGAUCUCUAUUGGGAGAAGGAUAGUUUCGAUGGGCGGGAAUAUCAUCCCUCUGACGACAGCGAGUACUCAGACGAGGAUCUACAGGAAAGAGCACGUUAUUACAAUCGCACGGUCAUCGAAACCAAGGGUUUCUUUGAGUCAUCGGGUAAACUCCCCUUUUACACUUGGUCUGGAAUUGUUGUAGCCUCGCAUCGGGAUCUUGAAACGAAAAUGUAUGGAGGUAUCACGGGUCGGGAGUUCGUCGGGAACAUGGCAUGUGAAUGUGUUGAAAAACACAACCGAAGAAACAAUAAGAAUGUGAAAUUCGAGCAUUUAUUGAGGGCUAAUUUCGACCCAGGAGCCAAGACUAAGUACUACAUCACCUUUGCUGCAAGAGAAUCUGACUCUCCUGAUGCGCCUCCCGUGGAGUAUCAGGCUAAGGUGGUUUGGUCUGCAGGCAUUACUUAUCCCAUCUUUUGCAGACCCGCUCCACCAUCACCUAAACACUAAACAGGGUUAUAAAGAGUAACUGAAGCGAUGGAAGAGAGCACUUGAAUGAGGUAACCAAGUUGAUGGAAGGGAAGGAAGCAGUGAAAAGAGAUUCAACAAUGCUUCUUGUUUAUGUUCUACAUUUAAACUAUUUGCAUACUUCGUGGAUUUUAAAACUAUGUUUUAGUUUGUAUGUCAACCUCUACAUUUAAAUUAUUUGCAUAUUUCCUGGAUUUAAAACUAUGUUUUAGUUAUAUGUCAAGGAUAUCCUAUGAAAAUUUGUUUAGCGUUGGCUGGACUAA